UACUAAGAGAAAUUGGUAUUGAAUAAAAAGUUGACAGUUGAGAAAUGCACAAAAGAAAGUCAGUACAAAUGUCCAGGUCUGAUUAUUGUGGGUCUGUCAUUUGUUGAACAGGCUGUCAUGGCAUCAAACAGUCUGUUUAGCAGCACCAGCCCAAUGUUGUACUGGGACCCUGUGGUGAAGCAUCGGCCUUCACCGUCGCCCAGCAUUCGCCAACUGAGCGAUCAUGAGGUGAGAUCAGUCCACCCCUGCAGCCCAAAUCCACCUCGAGGUCUGGUCCAGACUGAUAGUCCAAACUUCCUCUGUAGCAGCCUACCACAGCACUGGAGGUGUAACAAGACCCUACCAAGAGCUUUCACGGUGGUUGCCCUUGGUAACGAUGUACCAGAUGGGGUAGUUGUCACACUGAUGGCUGGCAAUGACGACAACUGCAGCGCUGAGCUACGCAACGCAACAGCAACCAUGAAGCAAGGCUAUGCCCACUUCAAUGACCUCCGCUUCGUAGGCCGCAGUGGGAGAGGCAAGAGCUUCACCCUGUCAAUCAACAUUCUGACCACACCUCCUCAGAUCGCCACCCUGCAAAGAGCCAUCAAGGUUACUGUGGAUGGGCCGCGACUACCAAGACGACAGAGGCAGAGGGAGGUGAAGUCGGGCGUGUUCAGGUCGUCCAGGAGCAUCAGCAGCAACGCAACAUCAUCAGACUGUAGACCCCUCUCUUCUUCUCUGUGGACCAAUGAGCCAUCUCUGCUUGGUCACAUGUCCUCACUGAGUUCAUCGUUCACUCCAAGUCCCAGACUGCACCAUGUUCCUGCCCUGCCCUAUUCCACCCCUGCUACGACAUACAACUCCUACCUGUCUCCUCCACCUCCUCCACUGAACCACAGUGUUUCGCUCCCACCCAGUGGUUUCUAUUAUGGACCAAACCAACAGCUGCAAAAUACUGGGGAGGACCGCAAUGUUGUCUCUGCUAUGGCCAAUUAUAUAGAAGGGGCGUGUCUUUCAGUCAGAGGGGAGGAACCUGUCUGGAGGCCCUACUAA
This is a messenger RNA of Sphaeramia orbicularis (orbiculate cardinalfish), 1035 nucleotides long. RefSeq names its product RUNX family transcription factor 2a (gene runx2a). NCBI's taxonomy places the organism in Eukaryota, Metazoa, Chordata, Actinopteri, Kurtiformes, Apogonidae. Gene Ontology annotation, molecular function: RNA polymerase II cis-regulatory region sequence-specific DNA binding; DNA-binding transcription factor activity, RNA polymerase II-specific; ATP binding. Gene Ontology annotation, biological process: ossification; neuron differentiation; regulation of cell differentiation. The transcript is spliced from 6 exons. The record is from RefSeq and is a predicted model, not a curated record. Bases 118 to 1035 code for a protein of 305 amino acids. Gene Ontology annotation, cellular component: nucleus.